AUGUCGAAUGCAUUGAACUCUUGUGGCCUACGGUCGGUAGUGGAGGAGUUGGAGCUGGAGAGGAACCAGCUGCAGGAACAGAUCCUAGGACUGGAGGACCGCUGUCAGGACCUUGAGGACCGGCUGCAGCUGCAGGCUCGCAUCGAGUCCCUACAGAACGAGUCCGAGAGACUACAGGGUCAACUGGCCAGCCUUCGGAGCCAGCAGAGCAGGGAUGCAGAGAAACACCAUCUCCUGGUCACCAGCCUCAACGAGCAGCUCAUAGGACUGAGCGACACCCAAGAGUGUCUCGAAACCUCUCUUAUAGAGAAGGAGAACACAUUAGUCAAGACCUCUGAGAAACUGGAGCUCAUCGACAGCCUCCGAGAUUCUUUAAUGGAAAAGGAGGCGCAGCACAAAGAGGUCGCCGACAAGCUGCUUCAAUCUGAGAACAAUCUCACUGAAGUCUCCACAAAAUGCAGUACCUUUGAAAAACAGUGUUCAGAACUGAAGACAGCGGUUGCAGAUCUCACACAUAAGCUGAGUGUGCUUAAAGAGAAGACACAGAAACAAGAGGCCACAAUAAAGACUCUUCAAAACGACCUGGAUCAAACAAACGAUGAACUGGACAAGUUGAACACCACCCAUCUGGAAGAAAGGUCUCAGCUAAUCCACAACCUUCAAAGCUGUGAACGGGAGAUUGAUAACCUCAGAGACGUCCUCUCAGACAAGGACAAGGAGAUCUUUGCCCUCUUGGGCAACAUGGCGGAGUACGCAGAGCAGAUCAUGGUGCUGAAGCAGGAGAUCAAGCACAAGGAGGAGGACCUGGUUCGCAUCGAGACCGCCCUCACCAAAUCGGAGCGGGAGGUACAGAUCAUCAGAGACUCUCAGAACUCGGACCAGCAGGCUCUGAACACCAGGACGGCAGAGCUGGUGGAACAGCUGAAGGAUGCAGAGACUGAGCUGAGCAAGGCCAAAGAGGAGAAGGAGUCGAGGACAGUAGAGGUGGAGGAGCUGAGGAAGCAAGUGGAAGAGGACAAGCGGACCAUCCUGGAACUUCGAGGGGAGAUCCAGCAGCACAACGUGGGCCAUCGUAAUCAUCUCUUGGAGUGCGAAACUCAGAUCUCUUCACUGAAGGAGCAUGUGACUGUUUCUUCCCAGAAACUACAGGAGUCCGAGGGUCUCAUCUCUCAGUUGAAGGAAGCAAGUACAUCCAGCAAGACACUGAAAGACCAGCUCCAGGACAAGGAGCAGACGUAUGAGAAAGAACUCAAAUCGGUCAAGGAGGAACGGAACAAGCUUUGCGCAGAGGUGUCUAAACACAAGGAUGACCUUAAGACCCUGUCCAACCAGCUAGAGAAGCAGACAGAGUGUCAGGUACAGUUGAAAAAAGAGGUGCAAGAAAAACUGGAGACAAUAUCCUCUCUUGAGGAAAAACUCAGGGCCAUCCAGGAAGAGGCCGAAGUAGAGCAACAGAAAUGUAACACAGAACUGCAAGUCAGAGAUUCUGAAAAGGAGAAGUUGGCGAAAGACCUGCAGGUUAAAUUGGAAAAUAUCUCAAAUAUGAAGAAGCUCUUGAACAACAUGAAGACUGAAAAACAACAACUGCAAGCUGACCUGAAGAGGAAGGCAGAUGAACUUAAGUCGCAAAAGCAGCUUGUAGACGAGCUUAAUACAAAAUCUACCGCAGCUCUUGAACUUAACAGCAGUUUGAACUCUCAAGCAAAUGGCCUCAGAGAGGAGAAUCAGAGAUUGCAACAGGAUGUAGCUGGAAAGCAGAAAUCCAUUUCAGAGAUGACAGAUGAAAGGGAUUCUCUGAGAAGCAAAGUCUCUGACUUCGAAACACAGCAUUCAGAAAACAGCAAAGUCAUUGAAGGGCUUCUGAAAGACAAGGAGGAGCUGAGUGUUAGAGCCAAUGAACUGAACAAGGUCCUGGAGCAAAAUAAACAGUCAAUUUCCAAGAGUCUAUUUGAGAAAACAAAUGAAUGUAGUCUUCUAACUAAAACACUCAGGGAAAAGGAGGAGACAGUUGCACGUUUACAGGUGCAAAUUGACAGUUUGAACACUCAGGUGGAGCAGUUCCAUCACAACAUUGCUGAAAAAGAGAAGUCUGUCACUGAUCAAAACUCACAAGUAGAGGCACAGCAGAGCCAGCUGUCGCAACUCCAGGAAACAAUGUAUUUACUGCAGGAGCAGGAGACUGCCUUGAAAACUGGGCUCACGGAGAAAGACACCGUAUUGCAGCACAAAUCAGAUGAGUGUAGCUCUUUACAGAAUAAACUUGGGCAACAGAAAAAGCUUCUAUCCAAGCUACAGGGUGAGACUAAAUCACUUAAAGGACAAUGCUCACAACUGACCCAGCGUCUGGAAGAAAAAGAAGAGACCUUCAGACAAAUGACACAGGACUGUGAAAACCACAAAGACGAGCUUAACCAGAGGAACGAGUCAUUGAAGUCACUAAGCAGUCAGCUUGGUGUCAUGAACGAGAGCAGUGCGAAGUUGGAGUCUGAAAACACAGAGCUGAAGACCACUCUGGAGAACCACGCAGCAGAAAACAACAAGCUGAGACAUGAGAUGGAACAGAGGCAAGCUGAGGUGGUUGGCCUCCACAGUCACAUCCAGGCACUGAGUGAGCAAAACCAACAACUCCGAGCUGCUUAUGAGAUCAGAGAUAAGGAACUUGCCCAGCAAAUGCAGGUUGCAUCUGAGCUUGAUAGAAGGGUAAAUGUGACUCUUGAGCAGAACACAAACCUGUGCUCACAACUGAACAGUCUGACAGAGGAGAAGCAGAUACUGCAACAGGAAUUAGCUGUACAGUUGGAGUCCAUUUCUGAAUUAAGCAAGGAGAAGAACUUACUUCAAGAUAAACUUUCCAAUUUUGCAAUGCAACAUUCAGAAAACUGCAAUAUUAUUGAAGGGCUACUGAAAAACAAAAAUGAGCUCAGUGUCGCAGUAGAGGAACUCAACAAAGUCCUAGAGCAAAACAAACAGACCGUUUCAGAGAGUUUGCUGGACAAAACAAAUACAUGUACUAAUCUCACCAAAUUGCUUAGAGGGAGUGAAGAGGCACUUGCACAUUCACAAGACCAAGUUGACAGCUUAAACACACAACUUGAUCAACUGAACAACAACAUGACCGAAAAAGAGAAGACUAUCAGAAAUCAAAACUCACAAUUAGAGGCCCAGCAGAGAGAGUUGUCGCAACUCCAGGAGACAUUGGCUCUAUUACAGGAGCAGGGGACCGCACUGAAAUCUGGGCUCACAGAGAAAGACACCAUGUUGCAGCAGAAAGCAGAGGAUUGGAGCUCUUUACAGAAUAAACUUAAUCAACUGCAGGGAGAGACUAAAUCACUCGAAGGGCAAUGCUCACAACUGACUCAGCGUCUGGAAGAAAAAGAAGAGACCUUCAGACAAAUGACACAGGACUGUGAAAACCACAAAGACGAGCUGAACAAGAGGAACGAGUCAUUGAAGUCACUAAGCAGUCAGCUUGGUGUCAUAAACGAGAGCAGUGCGAAGUUGGAGUCUGAAAACACAGAGCUGAAGACCACUCUGGAGAACCACGCAGCAGAAAACAACAAGCUGAGACAUGAGAUGGAACAGAGGCAAGCUGAGAUAUUAGAUCUUAAGGACAACAUCCAAGCAUUGAAUGAACAGAAUGUCAGACUAAAAACCGAACUGAAAAACUCUGUCACAGAGGCAUCCAAGAAACUUGAAGAGAUUUCAGUUCUCAAGGCAGAGUUCUCUAACAGGGACAGUUAUGUGUCUAAUUUAACAAAGCAACUGACAGCAGCCUGCUCGGACAGGGAUAGCUUAGGUUUGAAUUUACAGCAGAGAGGUGAGUCCCUAAAACAGCAGGAGAUGUUUAUUAAGCAGUUACAAGCUAAGUCAGUAGAGGGUGAGGGUCAGAUGAGCCAGGCCAUCACUGAGCUGCAGACACAAGCUCAGAGUCUUCAGAAAAGCCUUCAAGACAGAGAUGCUUCGCUGCAUGAGGCGGAGAAACGGCUGAGUCUGCUCAGAGAGAAGUUCACCUUAGAAUCGGAGGAUUUCAAAACCCAGCUGAAUUCAAGUGCGGAAACAAUGAAACAGCUUCAGGGUGAUCUGCGUAAUGCGGUGGAACAGAGUAACCAGCUCAGUGGGAGGCUUGAAGAACAAGAGGCACAGCUUAAGCAGAAAGUUGAUGAUUAUGUGAGUUUAAGGACAUAUGUUUCAGAGCUGGAGGAUUCCACCACACAGCUCAGAGGUCAAGUUGACAGUCUGACCUCUGAGUCAUCCCUGUUAGAAGAGACCCUGAAAGAGAAAGUCAAGUUCAUCCUUGAGGCCCAAAGCACCUCCUCAGCUGUUAGCGAAAGCCUAAAUUCAAAACUCAAAACCAAAGAUACAGAAUGUGAGCGCUUAAAAGAGCAGCUUUCGCACCUCCAAGAGUCCGUUUUAAAGCUCAAUACCAAAGAUGCAGAAUGUGAGAGCUUAAAAGAGCAGCUUUCACACCUCCAAGAGUCUGUUUCAAAGCUCAAUAGUAGCCUCAGUGCCCAGUCCUCUGAAGUGGCACGACUUCAACAAGCCUUAGAGGAAAGAGGGACUGUCGUUAUGGACCAGUCAAAGUCCCUUCAGGAGCUGCAGAGAAGGGCAGAUGAAGCAGCCCUCUUCAAAACCCAGUUCAUGGAGAGCACAGAGUUGGUGUCACAACUGCAGGGUCAGAUUCAGGAACUCUCCACUAAGUCUGCAAGCCUCAGCCAGUCAGCAGAGCAGAACCAAAGUGCCUUUGUAAAUGUUCAGGAGAAGUAUGCUGCUCAUUUAGAGGAGCUCCGGGAAGCUCGGACGAUGCUUUCUCAAAGGGCCGAAGAGAUGUCCAGUCUUAAUAAGGCCCUCAGUGACAGCAACGGCGCAGUUCAGGCAGCAGAAAGCACCAUAGAGGUGCUGAGGAAUGAGUCUUCCUUGCUACGUCAAGACCUUCGGCAAAUACAAACACUGAAUGUCGACCUUUCAAAACAAAAGGAAGACGCCCUUGCUACCCAUCAAAGGAGCACCUCAACAUUCACUGUCGAAAUUGAGAGACUAAAAUCUCAGUAUUUGCAUGUGGCUGCUCAGGUAAAUGCACUGACAGAAAAUCUUGAGCAGAGAGAGAUGUCUCUUCAUGCCAUUAACAGUCAGUACACAGCCCAGGUGAAACAGGCAGAGCACGUAAUGUCAGAAAUGCAGAAACUAGAAGAGCAAAAUAACAAGCUAAGAGAGGAGAUCGCUCUGUCAAAGCAAGAAAAUCAACAGCGGCUGGAUGCAGCAAUCAGUGAAAAAGAACGUCUGCAGCAAGAAGUUCAGAAACUCAUAAUUGAGAGAGACAAACAUGACAAGAGCUACAGCAGCCAGAUACAAACAAUGCAGGAGCAGCUGCAUCUCCAAAAGCAGCAGCAAUCCAGCAGCGUGAACGAAGUCAUGGAGAAAAUGGUGGCUGAGAAGGAAAGACUACAGGUUGAGAGCAUCAUCAUUGAUCAACUUAAUUCCAACAUCUCUGAGAAAGAGGAGGCUUUUGAACAGGAGAGAAGUGGUAUGAUGCUGAGGUUAGAGAAGCUUCAAGAGGAUAUGAAAAAGAGCGAGGAGAGUUUGAAGGAGAACAUGACAAGCUCCAGUGCUACAGCUGUUGACAUUGAAAACGAGUUGACGAAGGUGAAGCAAGAAAAGGCAAUGAUGCAGAAAAAGGCUCAAGCUGCUUUACUGGCACGAAAAGAGACUAUAAAGAAGUCUCAAGAAAGUGAGAAAAAGUACACCCAAGAGCUUUCAGUAUUAAAAGAUGAUUAUAAAGCACUCCUGGAACAACACUGUCAGCAGACCAAUGACCUUUAUGCUGUCCAGUUAAGUUACGACCAGAAGGUCAAGAAAUUCGAAGAAAUCAGUCAGGCCUCAGUCUCUCAGCUAGGUGAAUUGGAGACCCUAAGACUGCUUGUACAGGAACGGGAUAAAACUCUUCAAGACCUCAACAUGUCCCUAUCAGAGAGGGAGAGUCAAGUCCAUGCCUCCUCAUCAUAUCAAGCAGAGCUAGAAACCCUUCACUUCAAACUGGAAAGCAUGUCCUCUGAGUUGGCAAAUAAGGACAAGGUUCUCAUAGCACUGGAACAGAAGUCCAAAGCAUUAUCUGAGAGAAUGAGCUGCACAGAAAGUCAACUUGAAAAAGCCCAUGCAGAGAUAAAGGAGAAGAUGGAAGAGCUCGCAAGACAGCAACAAGCAAUGGAGAUGGCCGAGCAGCAGCACCAGCAGGAAAAACAAACUAUGGUAGAUGACCACCUGGUGCUGCAGAACCAGUUGGGCGCAUUACAAGCCACAGUGGAGGAGCUAAAACACACCUUAGAAGCACUUGUUGGUGAGAAAGAAUCCCAGUUGCACACAUUUAUAAGUGAAAACAAAGAACUAAUAGAGGACAGGGAUCGAAUGAAAGGAGAGCUGGAGAAUGCACUCACUACCAUCGCCCAGCAAUCGUCUCAACUUCAAAUCCUCCAAAACACUUGGGCUGAAACUCAACAGCAACUCGGUGAAGAAAAGGAACAGCUAAAAGUGGAGCUUGAAAAAGCACAGUCCCAUUCUGCAGAGUCCAAGGCUGAAAUGGAAAGUCAUAAGCUGCACAUGGAAUCACUACAGCAGGAAAAAGAAAGCGCCUUCAUGGUCAUAGAACAAUUAAACUGUGAAGUUACCAUGCUGGAUGCUCAGCUAAAGGAAGCUGGAAAAGUACAUGAGGAGCUUCUUCAAAAGAUACCUGGUUUGCAGGAUAAAUCCUCUGAACAGAUUGGGGUAAUUGGGAAGGAGGUCCAGUAUCUUAAGAUAUCCCCUGAAGAACAUGAGAUGAGUCUCAAGGAAAGAGAUGAUGCCCUGGUGAUUUCUCAGGCUCUGGCCACAGAAAAGGAAGAGCUUAUUGCUGCCUUGGAACAGCAACUGCAGCGGCAGAUUCACCUUCACGAAGUUGCCAUGGAAAAGAUGAGGACUGAAGUUGAUGAGCUUCAGCAGAGGUCUCAAGAAGAUGCCAGCAAAACAAAGGAUCAGGGCAACCAAAGCAAAACAGCACUUCUCACCAGAAAGCUUCAAGCAGCCUUAGUUUCCAGGAAAGAAAUCUUGAAAGAUAAUAGCUCUCUGAAGGAACAAAUACGUAUACUCUCAGCUAAAAAUGAAGAAAUUGGGGCAUCAUCCACUGUACUGGAAAUGUCUGUUGCCAAGUUGAAACAACAAAAAGAGGAUCUGGAGAGUUCUGUAUCAUCCCUGAGCAAGGAGAAAGAGAAGCUCAUUGCCGAGGUUGAUCGCAUCCUCAAUGAUAAUCACAAUUUAUCUGCAGCCUGUGAAAGCCUCAAACUCACUAUAGAAAAUAUCACCCAACAGAAACAGGCAUUUUCGUGUCAGCUUGAGUCCCUGAAUGACUCGCAGACGGAUGAGUUGUCGGAGUGGAAAUCUAAGCACACAGAGCUGAAACAGGAGUAUGAGUCACUUUUACAAGCGUACGAGAAUGUCAGUAGCGAAAUGGACAAGAUGAGACAACUAUUGGAGGGGGCAAGAAGAGAGAGACAAGAAGCGCUCUUUAAAGCACACAAAUCUGAAUCUGAGAGGGAGAAUCUUGAGAAGCAAGUUGGGGAGAUGGAGGAUGAAAAUGAGAAAAUUAAAGAGAAGAUGAGAAAGUUUACUAAGGCAAAGCAGCAGAAAAUGGAAGAGCUGGAGGAGGAGAAUAAAAAAAUCAGAAUAGACUUGCUAGAGUUUGACGAUAAGCAGAAAGCCACAGUUGAAGAGUUGACUAUUAAAAACAACCACUUGGAAGCAGAGAUCCACAGCCUUGUAGAGACCUCAGAAGUGCUCAGAAGGAAGCUAACAGAGAUUCAGCUCAACAAUGGCAGUCUGGCAGAGGCACUCAAAGAAGCAACCUGUUCAUUAGAAAAGUUGCCCACCGAAUCAAAAGCAUGUGAGCAAAACAUGCAGCUUAAACUAGAUGAUGCACUCAUUUUGAAUAAUUCACUGACUGCCCAGAUUGAGUCACAGAAGACAGAACUUGUUUCCCAACAGGAAAUCAAUAAAGUAAUGCAAAAGGAGAAAGAAACUCUCUCUGAAAGAAUUAAACAAAUGCAGAAUAAGCAUGAAAAGGAAUUGGGAGAAGAAGACGAUGCAAUCUCAGAGCUCCAAGAAAUGAUCAACAGACACAGCCAAGAGACCAUCAGCCUAAAUGAGAAGGUCAGGAUCUUGAAGGACGACAAGUCUAUAUUACAAGAGGAGCUUGAAAAUGUCCAAGAGAUCUCGGACAAAGUAAAACAUGAGAAUGAAUAUUUGGAGAUAGUGAUCGUCAAAAACGCUGAAAGAAUUGAUGAACUGACAGAGACAGUCAAUGUUCUCCAAGCCCAGAACACACAGCUCUCCUCUCAAUUGACUGAGAGCAAAGAGAAGGCGACUCAGGUUUGCCAGGAGAAGGAGGAACAGCAGCUGAAGUUAGUUAAGGAGUUUGAGGAGAAACUCAAAAUGUUCCAGAGAGGCAAUGAGGGCUCCAGAAAUAUAAAGAAGGAGCUACAGGAACUGCUGAAAGAAAAGCAUCAUGAAAUCAAUCAUUUGCAACAUGACUCCAUCAAAUACCAGGAGCUGAUUUUAGACCUAGAAAGGUCUCUGAAGGCUUCAGAGUCAGCGCAUGAACAGGUGGAGAAGGAGCUGAAGGAAAUGACAGAGAGGAUAUCUUGUCUAGAAGAAGGGAGGAGGCAUCUUGAAGCUGAGCUUACCACACACAAGAACCUUCUCAAUGAGGCAAAGAAAGAUUUGACAAACAUUAGCUCUGAAAAAGACCAAUUGGUUGAGGUAGUAUCAGAAAAGAACAACCAAUCAGAAUGUCAGGUCAUGGAGAGAACUAAAGCACUACAGCAUGUAGCUGAGCAGCAAAAGAGUAUUUUCAUGGAGAGGGAGGUAAUUUUACAGCAACAUAUAGAGGAACUCAUUGGUACCAAGGAGAAGGAGAGACAGGUAGUUUUAGAAUUGAAGAGGAAAAUAGAUUCUCAAGAUUUACAGAUGAAUACUCUGAAGAGAGAGGCUGACACUAAUUUGGCUAAGUUAGCAGCCCUGUCCUCUAGUCCUCAGGGUACCAAUGCUGUGAAACAGUGGAAUGAUAUGUUCCUAAAUACCUUGCAUGAGAAGGACAGCCAGCUUCUAGAACAGGGCUUUGUCAUAACGAGAUUCCUUGAAGACAUUCGAGUGAAAGAGAAGGAGAUGACUGAACUGCAGGUAACCAAGUCGAGGCUGGAAAGGACACUUGGUGAUUACACAGUAGCUGCCACAGCUCAGCAGAGGCAGUUGUUUAUAAUGGGUGCCAGCAAUAGAGAGCUUAACGAAACCGUGGAGCUCCUGAAUCAACAGUUGCAGGAACUGAGUGAGCAGGUUGAGAGAUUAGAACAGGAUAGGAGUGUACUCAACAGACAUCUCACUGGCAGUGUAGAUUCCACAUCUAAAAUGGAGUUUGAUCUCCAGCAGCUGGAAAAUACACUUUUAGACACAGAGUCCCAGCUACUCCUCUCGCAGUCUCACAGUGACAUGCUUCAGGUUGAUUUUGAGAAACAGGAGGCCAUUUCACUGCACCUGAAGUCACUCCUGCAGAACAAAGAUGCAGAAAUCUCCUCUCUGCUGUCCUCCAGAGAUGGACAGAUGUCUGGGUAUCUAGAACAGCUGCAAGCCAAUCACCGUGCCCAGGUUAAAGGCUACGAGGACAGACUAACCGCCUUGUACUAUGAAAGGGAGAAAGCUGACAAGGAGUUCAGAAGGCUGGAGAACAAAGUAAAAUCCCUUCAAAUGAAAGUUGACAAGUCCAUUCAGGAAAAGGAAAAAAUGGCUGCUCAGAUGGAAACAUUCAGGAACUCCAUGGUCUCCUUGCAGACAGAGAGAGAGCGUUUGAUGUCAGAAUAUAGGAUGUCUGAGGCAAGGAAUCAGACUGUAAUGCAAGGCAAGGAGGGGUCGGCUGAAGGAGACCUCAGUGCAACCAAGGGCCUUAAACACGAGAUUAGGACUCUCCUUCAUCAGAUGGAUGAUCUGAACUCGGAGAAUGCCAUGCUCAGGGCACAGCUGAUCAGAUAUAGAGAAGACUUGAAUCGGGUCCUGUCCUUGAAGGACAGCCAGUUGAAAGAGUUGCUCAGGAAGCAGCAAGAUGCCAUCAAAAACCUGGAAAACCAAAAAGCCACAGCUGAAAAGCAGAACCGGAAGACCCUUCUGGAACUCGAGAGGGAAGGAGAGGCAAGCGAUGCCUUUAAAGCUGAGAAUUCCAAACUUCAAACACAGGUCACUGAUCUGGAAGCUAACAUAUUGGCCCUGAAUAAGGGACUGCAAGAAACGAAUAAAGGCAAAGUGAUUGCCGACUUGCAGCAUGCCGUGGCAGCCAAAGCUGCGGAAUGUAACGACCUCCAGCAAAAACUGUUUGCUCAGAAAGUGGCAGCGGAUGACUGGAAAGGCAGCCUGCAGCUCCUGGAGCGCGAGACUGAGAAGAAAUUGGGAGAGGCAGAGGACAAGUACAACAGCGAGCUCGAUGCCUUUGAACAAGAAGUCGAACUGAUGAGAAACGAGAAGGAGACCGCUGACCAGAGGCUUGCUGAGCUGGCCAGGGACCUGAUGCACACUGAGCAGCUGCUGUCCAAUGCUAGAGUCCAAAGCACGGACCUGAAGUCUCAGAACGAGUCUCUGGGUAAAGCCAUGGCCGCCUUGCAGAACGACCGCGACCAGCUCAUCGAGGACUUCAAGAUCCUCCAGAACCGAUACGACGAGGAGCUCCGAGAGACCCAGGGGGCCAUGACCAAGGUGGAGAGAUGUCUAGGCGACACGACCUCGGAGCUGGCCACCUUGGCCAAAGAGAGACAUAUACUGGUACAGAAACUCUCUGCUCUAGAGAGCAAAGAUGCUCCCUCCCAGCUCACUUCACUGGUAGACGAGCUGUCUGUGGCCUUGUCAGAGAAGGAAGGGCAGCUCCAACGGGUUUCCCUGGAAAACAACACAUAUAGCAGUAAGGUAUUGGCUUUCUCUAGGUCCAUGGCCAGCCUCCAAGAUGACCGAGACCGGCUGAUGGAGGAGCUGGCUGGGGCAAAGAGGGCAUUCGAGUCCAGGCAAGGAUUAGGUCCAGAGGUAGUAGACAUCGCAAACACGGGGGAGUCAAAUAGCCAUAGAAGCAGUGGUAUUCAGGUCCUUCAGACUGGGAGAGAUGUGCUGGAGACGAGACAGAGGGUGGAUGAGCUGCAGAGCGCCUUGCAGCAGGCACAGGCCUUCAAACUGCAGACUGAAACAGAAGUCAGCGGGUACCAGGCAGAGCUGGCUGAACUGAGGUCUGAGAGUAGCAGGCUGCAGUCUGAGUGCCAGCGUCUGGCUGGGGAGAGGAAGGAGACCAUGGCCCUGGUGGGAAAGGAUGUGUCUGAUGACCCAUCACUGACCCAGCUCCAGGCAGAGAGAACUCAGCUGCAGAGUCACCUGCAGCGCUGCCUCUAUGAGAUCCAGCAGAGAGAUCUGCACUGCCAGCAGCUCAACGCCAAGCUGCAGCAGUUGGUGGAGGAGAAAGGGGGUGUGUCGGCCCAGCUGAGGGCAGUGUCUCAGACGCUGAGAGACACCCAGAACCGCUGCUAUUGGCUGGAGAACCAGGCCCUGCCUAACCAGCACCACCAGGGCCUUGCAAAGCAGGGGGCGGUGUCUGUAGAAGUGGCUCCGGGAGCUCCCCAGGAGAGGAGCAGUGCUGUGGUAGACAUGGAAGCACUGGAGGCCGGCGAGCUCAGGACCAGGCUGGUGGAGGUGGAGCAGAGCAUGGUUCAGCUAAGUGAGAGUCUGGCUGAAGAGAGGACCAGGAGGGAAGCAGCCGAGGAAGCUCUGGGACUGGCUGAGGACAGAGCCAAGAGUGUUGACUCCAGUCCAUCCAGGACGACCCAGAGAGACUUCAGCAUCCAGCUGGAUACAGAGGAAGAGUGGGAGGCCCUCAUCCUCAACCCCAACGAACCCCUGGUCACACGCAAGGUGAAAGGCGGGAUGCUGGCCUGCAGGCGCUGGAUUCGGGGGCGGAGCCUGUACUGCUCCAAGCUGCUGACGUCACGGGCCCGCUCGCGCUACCUCUUCCUUGGCUACCUGCUGAUUCUGCACGUGGCUGUCCUCAUGUGCCUCACCGGCGCCCUCUAGUGUCGUGGGGGUGAAAACAAUCACAAAUUGCAGAUAGAAAUGUAUAGAGCAGACUAUGAGGCCCGUUUCCUCCACGACAAAGACGAAUGUCUGUUCUACUCCAUUUCUAGGUAGUUCACAAUGUGUUUUUUCCCUGGAACGUUAUUCCACCUUUCAGAAUAAGCUGCAGGUUUUUGUCUAGUAUCCAGAGUUUUCAUAAGAGUGAGGGCUUUUGGGGUGUCUCGAAAGUCUUGUGGCUUCUUCGCCUCGACUCCUUCCCUUGGUUCUCACUGGUCUGAAAAGAAAAUGGACAGCUGAAAGUGGAUCCUUUGGUUAGAUCCUACCUUGUUGUUUUCACCCAUCAUUUUUUUGUCAGAUCAGUGCAGAUGGAGGCGAGGGGAAGAAGACUGUUAUUGACUUUUAAGACUCACCCUUUGGAAUGUCUCAGGAGAAAGUGCCGUUUCGAUCCUGUCUGUUAUGUGUUAAAGCCUGAGAGGGAACAGAAAGCCAUAUCCAUUCUACAUGAACGCUAGCCUAAGAUGUACGUGUGUGUGUGUGUGUGUGUGUGUUUGAAACACAUGUGUGUGCGCAGGUGUGUGUGUUCAUUUGCACGUGUACAAGAAAAAAACACUAGUCCACUGUAACCUCAUUUAGAUUUGACCUUGGAGAACAAAGACUGGUGUAAGUCUGAGAUGAUUCAUCAACAACAUGCUGAAAAUGCCCCACUCAGACUGAUGCUGGUGUCUGGCAAAACGCAGAUACGGUAUUUCAGGAGAGAAGGGUGGGAAAAGCUACCCAUACUACUAUUUCUGCAAAUAUGCCUAUGUUAUUGCACUGCUGCUCAACCCUUCUUCCCAAUACCAAACCCACUGUGUGCUCAACCUGGCACUACCAGGCCAUGGCACAAUGUUCCCUUUGGCACCCCCUGGUGUCUCCUGGGUAAUAACUGUCUCAUGGUGGCCUUGGCACAAUUAUAAGGUGUAUUCUAUAGCUGCUGCAUUCACAGCUAUGCACUAAAACUCUCAUCAGGGGGUGGAGGUUUCCCUUCUCUCCUUCAGCAAAGAUAUUCAACAUAAUGUAGGGCCAGGAGUUUUAUCUGACCACGUGUCCUGAUAAGGAAAUACUGAUCUGGUCCCUAGUAAUAGGAUCUAACUGGACCCUAGUAAUAGGAUCUAACUGGACCCUAGUAAUAGGAUCUAACUGGACCCUAGUAAUAGGAUCUAUCUGGACCCUAGUAAUAGGAUCUAACUGGACCCUAGUAAUAGGAUCUAACUGGACCCUAGUAAUAGGAUCUAUCUGGACCCUAGUAAUAGGAUCUAUCUGGACCCUGGUAAUAGGAUCUGUCUGGACCCUGGUAAUAGGAUCUGUCUGGACCCUGGUAAUAGGAUCUAACUGGACCCUGGUAAUAGGAUCUAACUGGACCCUAGUAAAAGGAUCUAACUGGACCCUAGUAAAAGGAUCUAACUGGACCCUAGUAAUAGGAUCUAACUGGACCCUAGUAAAAGGAUCUAACUGGACCCUAGUAAAAGGAUCUAACUGGACCCUAGUAAAAGGAUCUAACUGGACCCUAGUAAUAGGAUCUAACUGGACCCUGGUAAUAGGAUCUAUCUGGUCCCUAGUAAUAGGAUCUAACUGGACCCUAGUAAUAGGAUCUAUCUGGACCCUAGUAAAAGGAUCUAACUGGACCCUAGUAAAAGGAUCUAACUGGACCCUGGUAAUAGGAUCUAACUGGACCCUGGUAAUAGGAUCUAACUGGACCCUGGUAAUAGGAUCUAUCUGGACCCUAGUAAUAGGAUCUAACUGGACCCUAGUAAUACGAUCUAACUGGACCCUAGUAAUAGGAUCUAACUGGACCCUAAAGGUUUUACCUUGUCAGAUCACAUGGUCUGAAAAAUAUCCUCCUACCCCAUUUGUGAGCAUGUACCCUGGUAAGUGUGUAAGUAAGAUGUUGUAUUUAAGGCUGGAGUGUAAAAGGGUGCGAGUGUGCACCCUUGAAAGUCUACUUUGUGUAUUUAUGUAUCUAUUUGUUGCUCUGUGCCCCCCAAUGCUCUGUUGUUCACUGUACAUGUCUACUUCAUCUGUUGAUUGAUUACAUGCUGAGUGAGUCACAUGUUUGAUAACGCAGGGCGGCAAUUCACAAAGCAGGAGGCAAUAUGUCAGCCAUCUUACUUUGAGACACUAUUUGUAUUUCUCUGGUUCGUAUCUCACCUGUUUCAAGUUUAGCAUGGGAAGUCCUGAGAGAAUGUCAUACUAAUAACAAGUGUGUUUAUUACAUCUCUGCACUAGGAAAUAUGAAGCCUGAGUGACAGGCUGUUUGUGCCAUCAUGCAAACUCUUUGUCACUCAUUGUUAUACCAAACACGUUUGGCUUGACAAUGAACAAUGGAGUUGGCCAGAGCACAAACAGAUUUGGGACCAGGAUAGGAAAUCUGGUGUUUCAGAAUAUUUACGGUAGUUAGCCAGCUGAGCUAAAAACAUUGCUCCUGCUUUGUGGAAUACCACCAUAGAGAAUGAUGGAGGCCUUUAGUGGCCAAAAGGUUGUAUUAGCAUGGGCAGCGCCAUUGAGGGCUUCCACCAUUUUAAUGUAGUCAACUGGGUUGGACUUCCAACUUCAUUGGCUGAUCCCUCCUGGUAACCCUGUUGGAGUCAUGUCCAACCGGAUCAUUAGGAGGGAUCAGCUAAUCGUGAAGAAGAAGAUUGACUACUUCAAUGGCACUGCCCAAGCUGUCAGACGCUGUAAUGGCACAGAUACAAAGAUAAUGGAUACCACCCUGUUCUAACGUUGGUGUUAUGGUACCGUGGUCCUGAUGGUCUGUAUAUAUGGUGUGAUUGAGGAAAGGAUGACAAAAUACAUCUAUUUAUAAGAGGAAAUGCUACUGAGUGAAGCCGAAAUGUCAUAUUUUCUAAAUAGGGUCUAUUUUUUAGAAGUGAAAUCGUUUGGGACAGAAAUACUAUCCUAUCCAGGCAUUAAUGGCUUCAAUACCUUGAGAGGUUGACUUUCACAAAGAAAGGAAUUUUAAUAAAUCUGUUUGAAAAACACGA
Messenger RNA from Salvelinus namaycush (lake trout), 15131 nucleotides. Its product is annotated as golgin subfamily B member 1-like. The coding region runs from base 1 to 12111 and encodes 4036 amino acids. Gene Ontology annotation, cellular component: Golgi apparatus. The transcript has 14 exons. NCBI's taxonomy places the organism in Eukaryota, Metazoa, Chordata, Actinopteri, Salmoniformes, Salmonidae. The record is from RefSeq and is a predicted model, not a curated record.